AUGGGAAUUAUCAACGGUCUCCGCCCCUUGGAAGAACUCUUUUCCAGAAAUGAUGGUUAUCCCACCGCGUCCUCUACGAUUCAGGCUAACACCGAACGAUCAGUGUAUGAGCUGUUUAAAGAGGUCAAAGACGAUCAAACUGUAGAUCAAGUAAAAUUGGACCGGGACACACACAUCGAGUACGUAAGAAAUAGUCUCGACGGUCUCAAUAGAUAUUUCGUGAUUUUAGAUGCGAGUAAACCCUGGCUUUGUUAUUGGAUGUUUCAUUCCUUGGAUUUACUCGGUUAUGAAAUUGGCAGUGAUCUCAUCAAAAGAGGUAUCUCGACCAUCUCCAAGAUGCAGAACAAGACCGGUGGAUUUGGCGGCGGACCUGGCCAAAUAUCACACGCCGCCGUAACCUAUGCUGCCAUAAACACGUUGGCGAUCCUAGGAACGAAAGAAGCUUACGAUCUUAUCGACAGAGACAAUCUUUACAAAUGGUUUCUCAAAUUAAAACAACCUGAUGGCUCUUUCAUAAUGCAUGAAGGUGGAGAGGUGGACAUACGAGGGACAUACUGUGUUCUUUCUGCGGCCACGCUGACCAAUCUAGUUACACCCGAGUUGACCGCAGGAACAGCAGAAUGGAUCAAGAGGUGUCAAAAUUUUGAUGGAGGAAUUGGUGGUGAACCUGGAAUAGAAGGACAUGGCGGAUACGCUUUUUGCGGACUUGCGUCCAUGGAGAUGAUGGGAAAAUCCGAUAUGCUCGAUAUUCCACUACUGCUUCAUUGGGCUUCUUCACUUCAAAUGCAAGUCGAGGGAGGUUUUCAAGGGCGUCCGAAUAAAUUGGUGGAUGGAUGCUAUUCGUUUUGGGUUGGUGCCCUGUUCCCUGUGCUGGAAGCUAUUUUGACUAGGCAACGAUAUAAAAAAAAUGAACCUGAUGAAGAAAAUUUAGGUUAUGUUGCCCAAUCAUUAUUUGACAGAGAGGCACUACAGGAAUAUAUCCUGAUAGCCUGCCAGUAUCCAAGAGGCGGUCUGAUCGACAAGCCAAAAAGAUCACCGGAUCAUUAUCAUACAUGUUAUUGUCUGAGUGGUCUUUCCACCUCACAAAAUCAUGUGAUUUAUGAUAUUGAAGAGGAGAUGGAAAAAGGAGUUACUAAUCCCGGUGCAAGGUCUCUGUUAUGGGCUGAAGACAUUGCAGGCACUUUUGUCAUAGGUGACCCGGAAAAUCUUGUGAAAGCUACUCAUCCAAUUCACAAUAUCACUCUGCCUCAAGUCCAAAAAAUAAUUGAAUAUUUUUAUGGGAAUAAUAUUGAUUCCUCCAAAUAA
Messenger RNA from Acaulospora morrowiae, 1305 nucleotides. Lineage: Eukaryota; Fungi; Glomeromycota; Glomeromycetes; Diversisporales; Acaulosporaceae. The record is from the annotation of a GenBank genome assembly.